This is a messenger RNA of Melanotaenia boesemani (Boeseman's rainbowfish), 3066 nucleotides long. Its product is annotated as testican-2-like. Gene Ontology annotation, molecular function: protein binding; calcium ion binding. The record is from RefSeq and is a predicted model, not a curated record. The coding region runs from base 96 to 1346 and encodes 416 amino acids. NCBI's taxonomy places the organism in Eukaryota, Metazoa, Chordata, Actinopteri, Atheriniformes, Melanotaeniidae. The transcript is spliced from 11 exons.
CAGCAGCAGCAACAGUCUCGUGCUUGGAUCACUGACUGGAGGACAGCAGCAGCAGCAGCAGCAGGAUACAUCCCAAACCAAACUGCCUGAGCAACAUGGUCGUUGUCAGAAUCGCGGCUUGGCUGUGUCUGCUGCUGGGCGUCUCGCUCCAGCUGGACGUGAAAAGUGGAAAAGAGGCAGGAAAAGCCGGGAAUUUCAUGGAAGAUGAGCAGUGGCUGUCAACCAUCUCCCAGUACAGCCGUAAGAUCAAACACUGGAAUCGCUUCAGAGACGAAGUCGAGGAUGACUACAUCAAAAACACGGAGGAGAACACUGGCUCUGAUGAAACUGUUGACACCACCAAGGACCCAUGCCAGAAUGUGAAAUGCAGCCGGCAUAAGGUCUGUGUCGCUCAGGGCUACCAAAGGGCCAUGUGUGUCAAUCGCAAGAAACUGGAGCACAGAGUCAAGCAGUCAGGGCAGCUGGAUCUGCAUGAAAGCACCUGUAAACCUUGCCCUGUGGCUGCCUCUUCACCUGUAUGUGGCUCUGAUGGACACAACUAUGCCUCAGAGUGUAAGUUGGAGCAGCAGGCUUGCCUCACAGGCAAAGACCUGAGCAUCAUGUGUACUGGAUUCUGCCCCUGCACCACAGCCUCGAUCACAAGGACUGAAACAAAACGAGAGAGCUGCACUGGCCAGGACCUGGCAGAUCUGGGUGACCGCCUGAGAGACUGGUUCCAACUCCUUCAUGGAAACGCGAAGCAGAAUAACUCUGGCAAGCCUGGUGCUGGCACCACUUCAGUGCUGGACAAAAGCCUGGUAGCCAGCUGCAAAGACUCCAUCGGCUGGAUGUUCUCCAAGCUAGACACCAACAGCGAUCUGUAUCUGGACCAAGCUGAGCUGGCUGCUAUUAACCUGGACAAGUAUGAGGUCUGCAUCCGACCCUUCUUCAACUCCUGUGACAGUUACAAGGACGGAAAGGUUUCUACAGCGGAGUGGUGCCUGUGCUUCUGGAGAGAAAAGCCGCCGUGCCUUGCUGAGCUGGAGAGGAUCCAAGUGCAGGAAGCUGCCAAAAAGAAGCCUGGAAUGUAUAUUCCCAGCUGCGAUGAGGAUGGCUACUACAGGAAAGUGCAGUGUGACCAGAGCAGAGGGGAAUGCUGGUGUGUUGAUCCACAUGGAGGAGAGAUGACAGGCUCCAGAAUCCAUGGCAUUCCUGACUGUGAUGAAGUAGCCGGAUAUUCUGGAGAUUUUGGGAGUGGGGUGGGAUGGGAAGAUGAAGAAGAAAAGGAGGCAGAGGACAACGGGGAGGAAGCAGAGGAGGAAGAGGAGGAGGAGGGUGAGGCAGAUGAUGGUGGGUACAUCUGGUAGAACUGUUUGACAUCUCAAGGAGAGCACAGCACCUGGCCUGAAAAUUACCAAGCAUGGCUCUCAACUACAAGGAAAAGCUUGUGGGAUCUGACUGGGGACGUAUGGAAUUGCCCUGGUGAGAUUUGUGGUGCUUAGAAGGUCCAAUGAUGAGACGAUGAGCUGUUUUUUGUUUUUAUUUUUUUCUUUUGUCAUAGAUAAGUGUAAUUGCUUCAUUCUAUUCUCUGUUUUUUGAGCAACAGAGCUUUGUGUAUUUCUGUCCUGAAGAGGGAUAGCCACUGACUCUUGUGCCAUAGGUAGCUAAAGUCCACCAAAAUUCCUAUCUUGUCUUAACGCCAUCUAUGCAUAUAGAGAUUACAAGUAAUUUUGUAUUGUGUAAACAGUUGCUUGAGUAUUAGAGUCACGGUCCCACUGGAAUAAAUAGAGAUCAGACGUAAAACAAACAGUUUGACAAUUUAGGAGAUAAGCUUAUUUGUCUUCUUGAAGAGGGUUAGAUGAGAUAAUAAAUACCAGUCUCGGGUAAAAAUGAUGUGAGAUUGAGGAGAUGGCCAGCUUAGAUUUGCCUAAAGAUCAAGAAGGGGAACAGUUACUUUUUACUUUGUCCCAAGAAGGGAAAAGGUUCAUUAUCCGCAUCCAACAGAGCAUCUAUAAGACACACCUCCAUAGAAGAUCUGUUGCCAAUGUUCCGGUUUCUCCAGAGGUCCAAACUCCAUACACUGUCAAAGCUUCAUAGAACUACACAAUUUCAGGCAUUUUAUUUGAACAAAGUCAAAGAUUUUUGUUACUGUACUAGCUGAAUCUCCUAUGUUUCAUUUUUUAAAUCCCUGAAAACAAAGUGACAUAUGGGUCAGCUAGGCUGACAAACCUACAGCGGAUUAUCGCUCUCCUUUACAGCGUUGCUGCUCUACGAUAAAUUUAGCUGCGUAUGAUUCACAAACGUUUCAGCUCAUUGUUGCUAGCCUUGUUGCCCCAUCCAGUCUUGUUAGAAACCUGAAACAGGAGGCGUUACGCGCUUAGUGCCAAACCAUAAACAGACACAGAACAGCUGGUAGCAGCCAAAGAACCAAAUAAUAAGAGACCUAAUAAAAAGCUUCUUUAAGUAAAAAUAAAGACAUUAAGUAGUGAUGUAAAUUGUCAAAUUUGCAUAUUUACUAAACUGUCAAACUGUUCUUUUAAAGCACUUCAGUGGAUACAUGUUUUAAAAACUAUUUAUGUAUAUAGAACCAGUGUAAAAGCAGAAUUAAAGGUUACUAUGGUUUCAAGCUACCUUUAUGAUUGGGGUGCAUCACAUCUCAUUGCAGUUUUUAAAUGAUCUGAAUGAAACAGACACAGACACACACACACACACCGCUGUAUGAGACCUAAAUUUCAAAUUUAAGGACCCAAACUGCAUCCAUAGUAGUCCUAUUGUCCUAUGUUAACUCUAAAAUUAUGGUAAAGAAUGUGCCACAAACUGUUUUUGUUUGAGUUUGCAACUUGAAAAACUGUAUUUUGUGUUUAUUUAAAAAAAGAAAAGAAAAGAAAAAAUAUGUGCAUUACUUGAAGUUCUACAUGGAUUCACACUGUACUUGUUUUUUCUAUAAAAAUAUUGUUGCCGUGUCUUCAUUCAUGCUAUUGGUAGGCCAAGCGUUUGUUUUUAGUAUUGCAUGUUAGUAAGUAAGAAUGUACUUCUAUGCUGAGCACUUUACUAAUAAAGGCAAUGGAGCCAAAUUGUUAACUUGAA